AUGUCUUCGAAGAAGAGAUGCGGUGUCUUGGGGGCGACUGGAGCGGUGGGGACGCGGUUCAUUCUCCUGCUCGCUCAACAUCCGCUGCUAGAACUGGUAGCUGUAGGAGCUUCGGAGAAGUCGGCUGGUCAAAAAUACUCUGAUGCCGUGCGUUGGAAACAGUCGACCCCAAUGCCCGCACACGUCGCCAGUAUGACCGUCCGACGCUGCGUUCCUGCCGAAUAUCCAGAUUGCGACAUCAUCUUCUCCGGCCUGAAUGCUGAUGUGGCUGGUGACGUUGAAAUGGCCUUUCUCAAAUCAAACUUCGCCGUCUUUUCAAAUGCCAAAAACUUCCGAUUGGCCCCUCAGGUUCCGCUGAUUGUUCCGCUGGUCAACCCAGGACAUAUCGAGACGAUCCCAACACAGCGUCGGCAUUACCAACUAGACAAAGGCCUUCUUGUGUGCAAUUCAAACUGUGCCGUCAUCGGACUCGUUGUCCCCGCCGCGGCUCUCAUUCAAAAGUUCGGACCUAUCGACACAGUGAGCAUGGUGACUAUGCAGGCAGUCUCGGGAGCGGGAUAUCCUGGCGUUAGCAGCAUGGACAUCAUUGACAAUAUCGUUCCCUACAUCCCAGGCGAGGAGCCCAAGGUUCCAGCUGAAGCUCGCAAGAUUUUGGGCAGUUUGAGUGCGGACCUGUCGGCAUUUGUCGACCAACCUCUCCGGGUUUCCGUCGCCUGCAACCGUGUCCCGGUGCUUAACGGCCAUACAGUGUGUGUGUCGUUACGAUUCGCAAACCGACCCCCUCCGUCCGUGAGCCAGGUCCGCGACGCAAUGAAAGAGUACAGUUCGGAGGUGCAACUCCUCGGAUGUCCCUCGGCCCCGAAACAGGCCAUUGUCGUUUUGGAUGAGGCCGAUCGACCGCAACCUCGCCUUGACAUUGAGACAGAAAGGGGAUAUGCGUGCAGCGUAGGCAGAAUCAGGGAAGACGAAAGCGGCAUCUUUGACAUUCAGUUUGUCGCCCUGAGCCACAACACAAUCCUGGGAGCUGCCGGAUCCUCCAUUUUGAAUGCUGAGAGUGCAAUUCUGAAAGGCUACAUCUAA
Fonsecaea nubica is the source of this 1080-nucleotide messenger RNA. RefSeq names its product aspartate-semialdehyde dehydrogenase. The record is from RefSeq and is a predicted model, not a curated record. NCBI's taxonomy places the organism in Eukaryota, Fungi, Ascomycota, Eurotiomycetes, Chaetothyriales, Herpotrichiellaceae. Gene Ontology annotation, biological process: L-threonine biosynthetic process. The transcript is spliced from 3 exons. The coding region runs from base 1 to 1080 and encodes 359 amino acids. Gene Ontology annotation, molecular function: NAD binding; protein dimerization activity; NADP binding.